This is a messenger RNA of Fibroporia radiculosa, 411 nucleotides long. RefSeq lists its product as uncharacterized. Gene Ontology annotation, biological process: attachment of spindle microtubules to kinetochore; mitotic cell cycle. Gene Ontology annotation, cellular component: DASH complex; mitotic spindle midzone; mitotic spindle. NCBI's taxonomy places the organism in Eukaryota, Fungi, Basidiomycota, Agaricomycetes, Polyporales, Fibroporiaceae. The transcript is spliced from 3 exons. Bases 1 to 411 code for a protein of 136 amino acids. The record is from RefSeq and is a predicted model, not a curated record.
AUGGAGCGACUGACUGACUCUAGUAUCUACAACAGAGCUAUGAGCCAGUCUGUGGCCGCUUCUUCACGGCAAUCGUACCUGCCGCACUCUGCGACGAACGCGGCUGCGGCUGCGAAGCUGCUGGAGAAAAAGAAAGAGUUCGAAGCUGUAGCUGCUCUGGAGCAAGCAAGCACCCAGUUUCUUAAGAGAAUAGAAGAGCUGGGAGAUGAUUUUGAUAUUAUGGCUGAUGCUGGUCGAGUCCAUGGGCAAGUGCUUGAACAAUGGCCUUAUAUGUUUAAGAUACUUCACUUGUUUUUAUCAACGCGCGAGCAGCACUCGAACUCGGCCGAAAUACCCAUUGCACCUUCGCAGGGAGAACGACUAAUUCGCGUCCCAGUGGAAGAGUUACGGCCAUCAGAAGAGAAAUCAUAA